This is a messenger RNA of Solea solea (common sole), 2477 nucleotides long. It is a transcript of the gene ndrg1a, whose product is annotated as N-myc downstream regulated 1a. Lineage: Eukaryota; Metazoa; Chordata; Actinopteri; Pleuronectiformes; Soleidae. The transcript has 16 exons. Gene Ontology annotation, cellular component: cytoplasm. The record is from RefSeq and is a predicted model, not a curated record. Bases 195 to 1361 code for a protein of 388 amino acids. Gene Ontology annotation, biological process: signal transduction.
CUCAAACAUCCGCCUUGUGCUUCACGUUAUAAACAAAGCGACGCCUGCGCUCACUCCGCCUCUAUCUGCGCUCUUUGAAGAGAGAGAAAGAAGAAGGUUUUUGCGGACUUUUGCCCCCCCUUUCUUGUUGUUGCGGGGACUGUUUCACUCCAGGACAAUCACAAGUGACAUCCACAGGAUCAACAGCUUUUGAAAUGGCUGACACCAUUGAGUCCAAACCUCUGCUGGAACUGCCGGGCCUGAUUGAGGCUGUACAGCAGCUUGUUAUCAAGGAACACGAUGUGGAGACUCCUUAUGGAAGAGUCCACUGUACAAUGAAGGGGGUUCCCAAGGGGGACAGACCAGUCCUCCUCACCUAUCAUGACAUUGGACUGAACCACAAAACUUGCUGGGACACGCUCUUCAACCAUGAAGACAUGUCCGAGAUCAUGCAGCACUUUGCCGUGUGUCACGUUGAUGCCCCCGGGCAACAAGAGGGAGCCAACACUUUUUCCACUGGAUAUGAAUACCCUUCUAUGGACCAACUCGCUGAGACACUCCCAGUUGUGCUGAAGCACUUUGGGCUGAAGAGUGUUAUUGCGAUGGGCGUUGGUGCCGGGGCCUACAUUCUGACCAGAUUCGCUCUGGACUACUCCAACUUGGUAGAGGGUCUGAUGCUCAUCAACAUCAACCCGUGUGCUGAAGGCUGGAUGGACUGGGCUGCACACAAGAUCAGCGGCUGGACCCACGCUGAGCCUGACACCAUCAUCUCCCACCUCUUUGGAAAGGAGGAGAUCCACAACAACCCGGACCUGAUUGCAACAUACCGCCACCACAUCAUAAAUGACAUGAACCCAUUCAACCUGCAUCUCUUUGUCAAGUCCUAUGAAAGCCGAAGGGAUCUGGAAAUUGAGAGGCCGAUUCCUGGAAGCCAUGUCAGAACCCUCAAGUGCCCUUCUCUGCUGGUGGUUGGUGACAGCUCUCCUGCUGUGGAGGCUGUGGUUGAGUGCAACACCAAGCUGGACCCAACAAAGGCUACCCUGCUUAAGAUGUCUGACUGCGGUGGAAUGCCCCAGGUUGACCAGCCAGCAAAACUGACAGAAGCUUUCAAGUACUUCAUUCAGGGCAUGGGAUACAUACCAUCUGCCAGCAUGACCCGCCUGGCCCGCUCCCGCACCGCGUCCGGCUCCAGUGUCACGUCCUUCGAAGGCAGCCGCUCCCGCUCCCACACUCACGAGGGGAAUCGCUCCCGCUCCCACACCAACGAGGGCCGCAACCGCAGCCACACGGCCGGCCAGCCCCACACGGACAGCCCCAUGGACGGUGCGGCCAACAGCAACGUGGAUCAGGGGGUCCCCAAGUCCACCGAAGUGUCCUGCUAAACGAAACCUCCACUCUCUGGACAAACAAACGUCUUAAGGUCCUUUUUCGGUUUGUGCUGCGCUGCCUCUAACUGACACACACACACUACUACGCACAUACACACGUACGAAUGUACGUGGAGGACACUAAGAUUUGUGCAAACGCACAAUGAACACUCUCCUGCAGAUAAUUUGGUGCAGUGGAGAGGCCUGAGUUAAAAAAUAUAAUAUCUUGAAGUAGGAGAUUAAAGGGUAUGCCUGUUUUAUUGUCCUGAGAGAAUCAGACGAUCCAAACUGGAAAAAGGCUCCUGAGUUCCUUGGUCACAUUAGUGUAACGUUAGGGGCAACGCAGCAUCUGGGAACACCGAAGCAGAGAAUGUUGAAGAAAGCUGUCGCCGCAGUGUACAUGUAUCGCUCAUUAUCUCUUAUAAAACGAAUUGUUUCAAUUUCUGCGUUUUUUUUUUUUUUGUUCAAUCAUUUAUUCUGUUAUUUUUUCAUGUCUGAAGUGUUGUUAUUGGUGUGUAAGAGCAGAUGUUUAGAUGGAGGGUGGGAGGCACUCGGAUAAACUGAACGCAAAUCACAAAUGAAAAAAAGAAAAAAAUCGUGUUUCAUGUUAAUGACCAUUGUCUGUCAUUUCUUUCAAACACCCUCUGUUUUUCUCUCUCUCUCUCUCUCUCUCUCUCUGCUUUUACAGAAGUUACAUAUCUACGCUUUGUUUUUAAUCAAAAAAAAACUACACACAUUUUAAAACUUUUACAUCUCAUGCUUUAUUAAAGAAUAAUGGCAGAAUACAAACGAAAAAAAAGAUUUCCCUUUUUUUUUUAAUGAUGAUUUCUAUGCAGUCAAUCACAAUGGAACAAAGAUGUGCCAUGAAAUUGUUCUCUCUGUAGAUGAGAUGCUCCUAUGUCGUGGAUUUCUCGGGUGAGUGGCGUGAUCGGUCCACAUGUCACCGCGAGGACGACACCCUCUACUCCUGCAUUAUACUUGCACUACAGAAACGUUUUUGCUUCGUAGAACAUACACAUACACAGCUUUGUAAAGAUGCAAUGUACAACCAUCUAAUGCUGUAGAAAAGCAUAAAAAUGACAUAACAGUUUGUAUUUAUUAAAAAAUUACAAUUAAAAACCUUGUAACAGA